Messenger RNA from Arabidopsis lyrata subsp. lyrata, 1466 nucleotides. Its product is annotated as PTI1-like tyrosine-protein kinase 2. Bases 283 to 1350 code for a protein of 355 amino acids. Gene Ontology annotation, biological process: protein phosphorylation. The transcript is spliced from 7 exons. Gene Ontology annotation, molecular function: protein tyrosine kinase activity; ATP binding. The record is from RefSeq and is a predicted model, not a curated record. Lineage: Eukaryota; Viridiplantae; Streptophyta; Magnoliopsida; Brassicales; Brassicaceae.
UAGUGUCACGAGUUGAUAGAAAAUUGUAUAUAAUUAUUUUUUGAAUUUUAUGUUAAAUUAUAUUAAAAACAACUAAGUGCAAACUUUUCUUAAACAUUACAAAGAUAUUUGAUCUUCUCUAUUGUCUUGAUGCAAACCAUGAAACCCAAGCUCUCGAUGCGCCCGGCAUACUUGGAAUCUCCUCCACAUUUGAUAUAUUUUAUGCAUCUAUAUUCAAUAGUUUUGUAUGGUUUCAGGAGGUAAAAGUUUUGGAGGAUCCAUAUUUGAAGAAUAUAACAAGAUAUGCGCAGGUGGAUGUGUUGUGCUGGUAAAAAAGGAGUUGCAGAUUCGUCAACUGAGGAGUUACAUAUGAAAAGUCCAUGGCAAAAUUCUGACGCAAAUCAAAAGAAUCAAAAUGCAAAGCCUGAGGAGACUCUUCCCAUUGAAGUUCCUUCCUUGUCUGUGGAUGAGGUUAAAGAAAAGACUGACAAUUUUGGAUCGAAGUCUCUGAUUGGUGAGGGAUCUUAUGGAAGGGUAUACUAUGCAACUCUAAAUGAUGGAAAAGCAGUUGCUUUGAAGAAACUCGAUGUUGCGCCUGAAGAUGAAACAAACGCCGAGUUCUUAAGCCAGGUUUCCAUGGUAUCAAGACUAAAGCAUGAGAAUCUCAUUCAACUAGUUGGUUAUUGUGUUGACGAAAAACUACGUGUUCUUGCUUAUGAGUUGGCAACGAUGGGAUCAUUGCACGACAUUUUACAUGGUAGGAAGGGAGUUCAAGGCGCACAACCAGGUCCAACACUUGAUUGGAUAACGAGGGUGAAGAUAGCGGUUGAGGCAGCUAGGGGUUUAGAAUACCUUCAUGAGAAGGUUCAACCUCAUGUAAUACAUAGGGACAUAAGAUCUAGCAAUGUGCUUCUUUUUGAAGACUAUAAAGCAAAAAUUGCUGAUUUUAAUCUUUCAAAUCAAGCUCCUGAUAAUGCUGCUCGUCUUCAAUCUACAAGAAUCUUGGGAACCUUUGGUUAUCACUCUCCAGAAUAUGCUAUGACUGGAGAGUUGACACAUAAGAGUGACGUAUAUAGUUUUGGGGUUGUACUUCUAGAGCUCUUGACGGGAAGGAAACCUGUGGAUCCUACAAUGCCACGUGGCCAACAAAGUCUUGUAACUUGGGCUACACCAAAACUUAGUGAAGAUGAAGUAGAGCAGUGUGUUGAUCCAAAGCUAAAAGGAGAAUAUCCUCCUAAAUCAGUAGCUAAGCUAGCAGCGGUGGCAGCAUUGUGUGUGCAAUAUGAAUCUGAGUGUAGACCAAAAAUGAGCACAGUUGUGAAAGCUUUGCAACAGCUUCUUGUAGCGCCAAUCCCAAUACCGCAAUCCUAAAUUUGUGCGCCUUUUAAAUACCAUUUGAUAUCUUCUUCGGACAACAGAGUUAGAAUUUUCGUUCAUACAAAGUGGGAAUUUUAGUUUGAUUUGAAAAGAAAAAAAACUAUAAAUAU